AUGCGCGUCCGCAAUAGUGCAGAACGGGUCGCCCAGCUCACAGACGAGCUGCGUGUACUGGAGACCGAGCGCGAUGAGGCCGUCAAGACAGCCGAGUCGUGCGCGCGCACGUCUGUGCGGCUGGAGGAGAUGAUCCAACUGCUGGAGAGGCUUGCUCUGGAGAAGAUCAAGGACGGCGACGAGGAGGGGGCGCGCCAGGUGCUCACUGAGAAGGCGUCCACGCGCGAAAUUCUGGAGCGCACCAACUCGCGCGCGCAGAUUAAUUACACCCUGGCUUCCAAGCUGGCUGACAAGAUCGGCAGCGUCCAGCAGCGCCUGGUGGAGCAGCUGGGGGGCGCUUCCACAGGGGGGAGCACCGCCCAGCCGCCGCGGCAGCAGCAGCAGCAGCAGCAGCCGUCCCUGCAGGAGGAGCGGCGGCCCGCGCAGGCGGCCGGAGGGGACGUCAGCAGCAGCGGCGGCGGCGGCGAUUUCGCGUCGUCGUACGCGCCGCGACGCCCCGCCUGGGAGUCUAGCCUGGAGGAGGCGCGCGCCAGGAUCAAGCAGGCCGAGGAGGCCGCCGCCGCCGAGGGCCGCCGCACGGCCUGGCAGGCGCGGGAGACUAUAGAGGAGGCGCGGGAGCGGCUGCGGCGGCAGGCCGUCGACAGCGUGCAGGCGCUGAUGGCGCGCUACAAGCGGGGGGAGUACGUCACAGAGGACGAGCUGGAGUGGGCGCAGCUGGAGAAGCGUUUUAUCAUGUGA
Monoraphidium neglectum is the source of this 738-nucleotide messenger RNA. RefSeq lists its product as hypothetical. NCBI's taxonomy places the organism in Eukaryota, Viridiplantae, Chlorophyta, Chlorophyceae, Sphaeropleales, Selenastraceae. The transcript is spliced from 7 exons. The record is from RefSeq and is a predicted model, not a curated record. The coding region runs from base 1 to 738 and encodes 245 amino acids.